AUGGGUCAGAAACGUCAAAGAGAGUCCAAAGGACUGAAUGACCAGUCUAACAAGAAGAAGAAGGCUGGUAAACCCGACAAUGCGACACAGAAUGACAACGGCUGGGAUGGGUUCAUUGGGGUCGAUGACCUCGAGUGGAACGAAGUGCCUCUCCCCGAUCGAAUUGAAGACGCGGAGGGAUUUUUCGGGUUAGAAGAAAUCGACGGUGUUGAUAUCGUGAAAACACCAGGCAACGGAGAGAUUCGAUUCAAGGCUGUUUCUGGGAAGCAGAAAGAUAAUUACCUGAAAAAGAAAGCUUCCAAGGCCAAAGAGCCAGCUUUCGACGACGAAUGGUCCGGGUUUAGCGACAAUGAGCCGGAGAAAGCGGAUGCUCCCCCAGCAGACGAAGCGAACGAAGCGAACGAAGAAGAACCAAACGAGAAGGCUGAUGUAAAGGAGGAAAAGGAGAGCAAGGCUGCGAAGAAGCAGGCCAAGAAGGAGGCGGCAAAAGAAAAGAGAAAGGAGGCACAGAAAGCAAAGAAAGAGCAAAAGGCCCAAGAUUCCAAGGGGCAGAAUGGUCAAAGUAUCAAGCCAGGAUUGAACUUUGAAGCCCUUCAAGACGAGGAAGAGGAUGAUGGCGCCGAUGUAUCUGCCUGGGACUCAUUGGGUCUUUCACCGGAGAUUCUCACCAGUCUUUCGAAGAUGAAGUUUAGCACACCGACCGCAGUUCAAAACACUUGCAUUCCUCAUAUUUUGAACGGCCACGACGUCGUUGGAAAGGCAUCUACUGGUUCCGGUAAAACACUAGCAUUCGGCAUCCCUAUUCUCGAACACUACCUGGAGCAAAGACGAAAGAACCCCGAGGAGCAGACCGAUAAGAAGGAAUCGACUCCGAUUGCACUGGUGCUAUCUCCCACCAGAGAAUUGGCGCACCAGCUGGCGGACCACAUUGGUGCUCUUACGAAUAAUGCCCCCGGCACGGAUGCGCGAAUUGCACUUUUGACUGGCGGUCUUUCGGUUCACAAGCAACAGAGACAAUUGAUUGGGGCUGAUAUUGUCAUCGGAACACCAGGUAGAGUGUGGGAGACUCUCAGCACAGGACAGGGAUUGAUGGCAAGGAUGCAAAAAAUCAAGUUCCUCGUUGUGGAUGAGGCCGAUAGACUCCUUAGUGAAGGUCACUUCAAGGAAGUCGAGGAUAUCCUGAGCUCCCUGGACCGAGUCGAAGAAGACGAUGAUGCAGAGGAAGAAGAAAAGGAAGAGCCCUCUGACAAGGUGGAGAGACAGACACUUGUCUUCUCGGCUACCUUCCACCGCGAUUUGCAGGUGAAGUUGGCAGGUAAAGGGCGCUGGACUGGAGGUGACGUGAUGGACCAGAAAGAGUCCAUGGAGUAUCUCCUUCAGAAGCUCAAUUUCAGAGAAGAGAAACCCAAAUUCAUCGACAUGAACCCGAUUUCACAGAUGGCUGAGGGUCUUAAGGAGGGUCUAGUUGAGUGUCCUGCAAUGGAAAAGGACCUCUACCUCUACGCACUCCUUCUCUACAACCCCAAGCACCGGACACUAAUCUUCACCAACUCCAUCUCCGCCGUCCGUCGACUCACCCAAUUCCUCCAGAAUCUGAAGCUCCCUGCCCUUGCCCUCCACUCGUCCAUGAUCCAGAAGGCUCGACUCCGCUCCGUUGAGCGAUUCUCCUCCCCAACCGCCGACCCUAGCUCCAUCCUAGUUGCAACUGAUGUUGCCGCACGUGGUCUCGAUAUCAAGGGCAUCGACUUCGUUGUGCAUUACCACGCUCCUCGCACGGCAGACACCUACGUGCACCGAUCCGGUCGUACCGCACGUGCUGGUGCAUCCGGAAAGAGUGUCAUUAUCUGUGCCCCCGAGGAAAUGGUCGGUGUUGUCCGUCUCGCUGCCAAGGUGCACGCCAGCUCCAAGGAUACCUCGACAAAACGCUUGCCGCUCGAGUCCCUUGAGCUAGACCGUCGGGUUAUCUCUCGCAUCAAGCCCCGUGUGACACUCGCCUCUCGCAUUGUGGAUUCCAACAUCGCCAAGGAGAAGGUCUCCGCCGAAGAAAACUGGCUGAAGGCCGCAGCUGAAGAUCUCGGUGUUGACUAUGACAGCGAGGAAUUCGAUGCCGCUCAGGGUAUGGGCCGUGGACGCGGCCGUGGUCGUCACGAGCGAGAGAAGAAGCAGGGCAGUAUCACCAAGGGUGAGUUGGCUGCCAUGCGAGCCGAGCUGAGGGAACUGCUUUCCCAGCGUGUGAAUGUUGGUGUUAGUGAGCGGUAUCUGACUUCCGGGAGAGUGGAUAUCGAAGCACUGCUGCGGGGAGAGGGUAACAAUUCGUUCCUGGGACAAGUUGAUCCGUUGGAGUUUUGA
Messenger RNA from Aspergillus wentii DTO 134E9, 2349 nucleotides. It is a transcript of the gene mak5, whose product is annotated as ATP-dependent RNA helicase MAK5. The record is from RefSeq and is a predicted model, not a curated record. NCBI's taxonomy places the organism in Eukaryota, Fungi, Ascomycota, Eurotiomycetes, Eurotiales, Aspergillaceae. The transcript is spliced from 3 exons. Bases 1 to 2349 code for a protein of 782 amino acids. Gene Ontology annotation, molecular function: ATP binding; RNA helicase activity; nucleic acid binding. Gene Ontology annotation, cellular component: nucleolus.